Molecule: messenger RNA, 1339 nt
Organism: Agrilus planipennis (emerald ash borer)
Lineage: Eukaryota; Metazoa; Arthropoda; Insecta; Coleoptera; Buprestidae
Product: dnaJ homolog subfamily C member 21-like
Exons: 2
Coding region: 14-1339 (441 amino acids)
Cellular component (GO): cytoplasm
Molecular function (GO): nucleic acid binding; zinc ion binding
Source: RefSeq, a predicted model, not a curated record
UUUACUAUAGAAAAUGAGGUGUCAUUACGACGUCUUGGGAAUACCGAAAGACGCAGACGAUUCUCAAAUUAAAUCUGCUUAUAAAAAAUUAGCACUCAAAUGGCAUCCUGAUAAGAACUUGGGAAAUGCUGAAUAUGCAAAGGAAGAGUUUCAACUCGUGCAGCAGGCGUAUGAAAUAUUGAGUGAUCGACAAGAGAGGGCGUGGUAUGACAACCAUCGCGAACAAAUUUUGCGCGGUUCAAAUUCCGAAUUCAAAGAUAACAGUCUUGAUGUCUUUCAGUAUUUCACAACAACCUGUUUCAAGGGCUACGGGGAUGACCUCAACGGAUUUUACGUUGUUUACAGAAACGUUUUCGAAAAAAUUGCUAAAGAAGACUUAGAAUUUAUGGAAGACAAAGACGAAUUUUGUCAGAUACCAUCAUUCGGGGAUUCUAAGAGCGAUUAUGACGAAGUGGUGGGGCCUUUUUAUGCAUACUGGAUGAGUUAUAGUACAAAAAAGAGUUACGUUUGGCUAGAUCCUUACAACCUCAGUGAUAUUCGAGACCGAAAAAUCUUUAAAAUAGCAGAAAAGAAAAAUAAAAAAAUACGGCAACAAGCCAAAAAAGAACGAAAUGAUGAAAUUAGGAAUUUGGUAGCUUUUGUUAAAAAAAGGGAUAAGCGCGUCCAAGAACAUGCAAAAAAAAUACAAGCUAAAAUAUUAGAAAAUAGGCAAAAAUAUGAGCAAAUCAGCAAGCAAAAAAGAUUAGAGCGCAAAAAAUUACAUGACGAUCAUACUCAAGCAGAAUGGACGAAAUUUGAUAAUGUAAAGUCGGAAUUAGAAGAAAUUGAGCGUCGACUUGCGGAACAAUUCGGAGAACAGUUAUCCGAUUCUGAAGAAGAUCAAGAAGAUAGCGAAGAUGAAAACAGUUUAUAUUGCGUCGCCUGUAAUAAAAUUUUUAAAACUCCAAAAGCACUCCAAAACCAUGAAGCAAGUAAAAAACAUAAAGAAAAUUUACAAAUAUUGCAAGAAACAAUGUUAGAUGAAGAAAAUGAUAUUAGCGAAUCAUCAGAAGAACAAGAAAACGACAUAAGUGAAACAUUAGAGAAAAACCCCCCACAAGAAGUUAUUAAAGGGGAUAAUCAUAGUGAUUAUCUAAUUUCUGAUAAAGAAGGUAUUCAUAAUGCAUCUGAUAGUAGUUUUUCAACUACAGAAACCAAAAAGAAAAGGAAAAACAAAAAGAUGCAUAAAUCUUCUACAAGACAUAUUUUGGUAGAAAAUGAAAACAAGAAUGCUUUCCAGACAUUCGGGAAAACGUUAGAGUCCGUUCUGAAGCCUUCCACGGCCAAAGUGCUGCAGUAG